AACCUAAAAGAAAAGAAAAGAAAAGAAAAGAAAAAAAAAGUCUCGAUCAAAGCGCCAUAAUAAAGCGAAAUUCAGAGAGAGAAAAUAAAAUAAAAAAUAAAAAAAUAGUAGUGGAGUGGUUUGGUUUCGUGGGUUUUCUAUUUCAAGUUACCGUCAAUCUCAUUUCCUUCAAUUUCUUCCUUCCCCCAGAAGAAAUUCUCAAUCUGGUUGGGUUUUGGUUUUCUUGGGAUAGAUCAACGGUUGAUUUUCCCGGAAAAUCUGUUUCAUUAAUUUUCUUGGGAAAAUAUCGAAAACCCUAGAUUUGUAUCAAAGGGGAAUUUCUGCAUCCGUUGUUGUUGUUCAGGUUUUUUGUCGAUUGGUGUUGUGUUUGAGAGUGUACAUGCAAAGUCAGGGUUCGAUGGAAGAUCCAAUGGUCGUCCAUGUUGAUGAAUCGAAGAAAAUGAACAGCAACCUAGAUCACGAAAACAGUGCGAACAAGUCUCUCAAGAAGAGGAAGAGAGCUUCUUCUUCUUCACUGGUCCAGACAUUGACCACAGAAAACAGAGAGGCUCGAGUUAAUGCUUUACGCGUAGAGAUGGAGGGUUUGUUCAAGUACUACAAAGAGGUUUCAGAUGAUAAAAUAAAUUUGGAUUUGAGUGAGUGUGGUUCGACCAAUUCGGCGAUUGCGUACUUGCUCGAAGAGACCACUCUUUCGCUCUCAAAAUUGGUCGAUCACAUUUAUGAGAAGAUGAGGGCGAGAGAGAGUGGCUCUGCUUCUGGGUUUUCCACCACUGUUGCUUCUGUGAAGAGCACUGUGCUUUUCAUUGGUCAGAGAUCUUUGUAUGGAGUCCCCAAUGCUGAUGCUGAUAUCUUAGAGGAUGAGACAGAGUCCUGCCUAUGGUGUUGGGAGACAAGAGAUCUGAAAUUAAUGCCAAAAUCUAUGCGUGAGACACUGAAAAAUCGUCGGACUUGUCGGAAAAAGAUUCAUGAGAGGAUUACUGCUGCUUCUGAAAUGAUCAGUGCACUACAGAUGCCAGAGAACCAUCAGAACCAUAAACAUGAUCUUACAAAAGCAUCAGAAAGGCUUGGUAAAGUUUUAAGUGAAGCGGAUAUCCGUUUGUUAGUGCAAAGCAUGGAGCAGAAAAAUGGUGCCAACAUGGCUGACAAGAAAACAAAAAGAGAAGAGAAACAGCUAAUCAAGCAACUGGAGAGAAAUAAACGAGAAGCUGAGAAGGAGAAAAAAAGAUUGGAUCGAGAACUUCAAAGAGAGAAGUGGCAAAGUGAAAAGGAGCUAAAGCGGCUGCAAGAAGAGGCAGAAAAAGAGGAAAGGCGCCGCGAGAAAGAAGAGUUUGAAUUGAGGAAACAGCUAAGGAGGCAACAAGAGGAAGCAGAGAAAGAUCAACGACGCAGGGAAAAGGAAGAAGCUGAACAGAAAAAGCAACUUUCCUUAAAAAAGCAAGCGUCACUCAUGGAGCGGUUUCUUAAAAGAAGCAAGAAUAAUUCAACUUGCCAGAAGGACCACUCUUCAACCAAAGCAACAAUUUCUGAUUCAUCCCUUAACAGGAUUGAAAAGAUGUAUGAGUCAGUUACUUCGUCAAUGGACUGUGCUCUUUCACUAAUAGAUGACAUACACACGGAGGAUAUUCGCAAGUUGCACCUGGCUUCUUGGCGUUGCUUGGGUCAUGCAAUUCGUUCAAACAGGAAACAGCAUUGGGGCUUACGCAGAAAACCUAAGAGAGAAGUAGUCAAGGAACUCAAGCUAAGUACAAAUAGAGGAAUGGCCCUUGAUGAUGAGUUGGGCAUUGAGAAGCUUGUUGAUGGAUGGGGUGAAGCAAAAGUUGAUGGCAGAUCAUGUGAUACAAAUGCAGAUAGUUCUGUUUCUAACAGUCAGAGGCACUACCCGAGUAAGCAGUUAUUGCAGUUUGAUAAGAGCUGUAGACCUGCAUUUUAUGGUAUUUGGCCUAAGAAAAGCCAAGUUAUUGGACCACGACACCCUUUUAAGAAGGAUGAAGACUUGGAUUAUGAUAUUGAUAGUGAUGAAGAAUGGGAAGAGGAGGAACCUGGUGAAAGCUUAUCAGAUUGUGAUAAAGAUGACCAAGAAGAAAGUUUAGAGGAAGGGUAUUCAAAAGCUGAUGAUGAAGAUGAUAGCGAAGAUGGCUUCUUUGUACCCGAUGGAUAUCUCUCAGAAAAUGAGGGAGUACAAGUUGACAGAAAAGAAUCUGAUUACUUCAAUGAGGAGAUCAAGAGUUCGUCUGGUUGUAAGCAGGAGUUGGACAGUGACGAUAUGAGUUCAUUUUUUCGACAGCAGAAGUAUUUACACAACUUGACUGAGCGUGCUCUUCGGAAAAACCAGCCCUUCAUUAUAUUGAAUCUGAUGCAUGAGAAGUCGUCAUUGUUGAUGACUGAAGAGCUCACUGGUACAUCAAAACUUGAACAGAUGUGUUUGCAAGCUCUAAGUAUGCGUGUGUUCCCUGGUGGUCCAUCUAUAGAGUUACCAAUUGAUAAUAAUAUCCGAGAAAAGGAUCAAGACAUUUGCACUUCAAAUAGAAAGGCCUGCACCACUCCAAUGGCAACUGCGAUGCCUAUCUUGGACUCAGAUUUACCUCAGAUUGUAUCUGUCAUUCGAUCAUGCUCUCAGGGUAUUAACAAGUUGGUACAGUCUUUGCAACAGAAAUUCCCCUCCAUCUCAAAGUCCCUACUCAAAAAUAAAGUGCGUGAGAUAGCUGACUUUGCGGAUAACCGUUGGCAGGUUAAGAAAGAUGUUUUGGACAAGCUUGGCUUAUCAAUUUCACCUGAGAAGGGUAGUGGGAGAAGAAAGAGUAUAGCCACAUUCUUCUCGAAAAGGUGUCUGCCGCCUCCUGCCGAUAAUGGCAAGGCCAUAAACCCAACUGAAACCUCUCCCCAGUCAUCCCAGAAACCUUCCACGGCCGUUGUUCAGUUGCAGCAAGUUUACACAAGCAAUCAUCAGUAGCCUUUAGGUCUGGUAUAACUCAACUACUACAGAUUCUCAUACUAUGUCCCAUGUAAUUAUACAUCCUCAUGUUAGCUGUGUAGUAGUCAAAUUUUUGUUUCAGAUAAAGAAUUGAAUUAGUUGGUAUUAUGUGACCUUUUUGAAGUUAUGAAUUUGUUUUUGAAAUGGAACAAUUUUUUUGGCUUACAUUGGAAGAUGUAAUGAUUGAAUUUUUUUUUAAUGUCGUCA
Messenger RNA from Camellia sinensis, 3178 nucleotides. It is a transcript of the gene FAS1, whose product is annotated as chromatin assembly factor-1 (FASCIATA1) (FAS1). NCBI's taxonomy places the organism in Eukaryota, Viridiplantae, Streptophyta, Magnoliopsida, Ericales, Theaceae. Gene Ontology annotation, biological process: nucleosome assembly. Gene Ontology annotation, cellular component: nucleus; CAF-1 complex. The record is from RefSeq and is a predicted model, not a curated record.